AUGGCGUCUCGGCCGAGCUCAGAUAUGGCAGCAUUCCGCGAGGAGUUCGCUAAAUCAAAACAUGUCGUAAUAUUGACCGGUGCUGGCGUCAGUGCCGAGAGUGGUAUCCCAACAUUCCGUGGGGCUGGGGGCUACUGGAGGAGGUGGCGAGCUCAAGAUUUGGCGACCCCCGAAGCAUUCUCUGCUAACCCUUCACUCGUAUGGGAGUUUUACAGCUACAGGCGAGAAGUAGUGUUAUCGAAGCAGCCAAAUAAGGCCCACUAUGCGAUCGCCGAGUGUCAGAAACGACUAGCAAACCAAGGUCGCCGAGUGUCUGUCAUCACACAGAAUAUCGACCAACUUCAUCAAGCCGCGGGUGCUGUCGAUGUCACGGAGUUGCAUGGUUCACUGUUUAAGGUUCGUUGUUUAAAAUGCGGUACUGUGAGAGUCGACAGAAACAGUCCCAUCGUGCCUGCCUUAGCUGGUAAAGGAGCGCCGGACCCGGAAGCCGAAGAAGCAAGGAUUCCCGAAAAAGACCUUCCUCGCUGUCAUCAAGUAGGGUGCGAUUCUCUUGCGAGACCGCAUGUAGUUUGGUUUGGAGAAGGUUUAGAUGGGGGCGUGAUAAGACAUGCUGAGAGUGAAUUAGAAGAGUGUGAUCUAUGCUUGGUUGUAGGGACGUCGUCAGUUGUGUACCCAGCAGCCAUGUUCGCGCCAUCAGUUGCAAGUCGGGGUGUCACCGUCGCCGAGUUCAAUAUGGAAGAAACCUCCGCAACAGAAAAAUUCGGUUAUCACUUCUCUGGUCCGGCGGGGGAAACUGUCCCAUUAGCACUGGCACCACACACAACCGAAGAUGGGAAAUGAUAGAAAGUGAGCGACCCGCUCAGCCAGCAAUCUGAUUCUUUGCGGAAAAAAACGUGACUUUUUGAUAUCCAGCAUAUACAGAUUAAUAAAUGUGUUGCAAUUUAGGUAAUGCAUGUGUAUAUUGUUACGUUUGUAACGUGCAUGUAAUCUCUCGAGAUGUUCUACAUUUAAAUAGCUCAAACAAAUCUUUUUGUUAUGCAAGAGAUUUGACCCAAAUUCAUCAAUGGGUACCUGAAAUAUUGUUGCAUAUAUUGUUUUCCGAUUGACACAUAUAUUACAGGCAUGUUACAAACUGGAGUCAGUUGUGUGAUCGCCUCAUUUAAUAGACUGUCCAUGAUGUAUUCAUCUUUUCAUUAUUAAUUCCGACUGUCACUGUUCAGUAUUUUCAAGUCAGAGAUAUGCUUAUUGCUUCGGGAACUCCACUCGAGUCGGCCUAUCCAAAGAAUAAGAUGACUUGCAUCCAGGGCCCAUGUUGUUCACUGUGUACACAACGUUAAAACAAAAUCUGUCCCCACAAGACUCUCGGAAUGGCAAAUAUAUGUGAAAUUAUGAUGCAUUUUUUGGUGGUGUAUAGCUAUCUUCAAUCAUGCAGAAAAUGCAUGUGGACUUUGAACUUGAUCGAUCAAAAUAUGUGCGAGUAACAAAGACGCAAAAGUUAAUCUACAAAUUCAAGUUUUCGUACGGGUACGAAUAAUGUUCAGGGCUUGACACAUGACAUAAUCGAUCACGUGUCCAAAUGACUGGCAAAUGGAAAUUAGCAGUUCUUACUGAACCUCGGAUAAUAAAUUUAGGUAAACGGUGAAAACUUUAUCGGGGCCGGGCGAGGUGUCAAAUACAUUGACAUCUUGAGGGGGCUAAGCCUCUCUCUGAAGGCCACUCACUGUUUGCGCCGUGCGUGACAAUUGUGCACGAUAUCCAUCACGUGACCGAUAUCAACAAAAAGAUGGCUAUUCGAUUCUUACUUUUCACAUCGCAUGUCACGUGACAAUGGGCUUUCUUUCAUACAUCUGUGUAGUCUGGGCAGAUGAUAUUGUGAACAAUAAAAAAAAUAU
Molecule: messenger RNA, 1892 nt
Organism: Saccoglossus kowalevskii
Lineage: Eukaryota; Metazoa; Hemichordata; Enteropneusta; Harrimaniidae
Product: NAD-dependent protein deacylase sirtuin-5, mitochondrial-like
Cellular component (GO): nucleus
Molecular function (GO): NAD+ binding; protein-succinyllysine desuccinylase activity; protein-malonyllysine demalonylase activity
Source: RefSeq, a predicted model, not a curated record